CGCAGGAGGUCCGGUCCCUCGGCGCAGCCGGACGCGAUCGCCGCCGUCACCGGGAGCCGCCGCCCCGCCCGCCGGGACCGCCGGUCUCCCGAGCUGGCCAGGAUGGCGCAGUGGAACCAGCUGCAGCAGCUCGACACGCGCUACCUGGAGCAGCUCCACCAGCUCUACAGCGACAGCUUCCCCAUGGAGCUCCGGCAGUUCCUGGCCCCCUGGAUUGAAAGCCAGGACUGGGCCUAUGCUGCCAGCAAGGAGUCUCAUGCCACGCUGGUGUUCCACAACCUGCUGGGGGAGAUUGACCAGCAGUACAGCCGCUUCCUGCAGGAGUCCAACGUCCUCUACCAGCACAACCUGCGCCGCAUCAAGCAGUUCCUGCAGAGCAGAUACCUGGAGAAGCCGAUGGAGAUCGCCCGCAUCGUGGCUCGCUGCCUCUGGGAAGAGUCCCGGCUCCUCCAGACAGCUGCUACUGCAGCCCAGCAAGGGGGACAGGCAACACAUCCCACAGCAGCUGUGGUGACAGAGAAGCAGCAGAUGCUGGAGCAGCACCUGCAGGAUGUCAGGAAGAGGGUGCAGGAUCUGGAGCAGAAGAUGAAAGUGGUGGAAAAUCUCCAGGAUGACUUUGAUUUUAACUACAAGACUUUGAAAAGCCAAGGAGACAUGCAGGACCUGAACGGGAACAACCAGUCAGUGACCAGGCAGAAGAUGCAGCAGCUGGAGCAAAUGCUGACAGCACUGGACCAGAUGCGCAGGGGCAUAGUGAGUGAGCUGGCUGGGCUGCUCUCAGCCAUGGAGUAUGUGCAGAAGAUGCUGGCAGAUGAGGAACUGGCAGACUGGAAGAGGAGACAGCAGAUUGCCUGCAUUGGUGGCCCACCCAAUAUCUGCCUGGACAGGCUUGAGAACUGGAUAACCUCCCUCGCUGAAUCACAGCUACAGACCCGGCAGCAGAUCAAGAAGUUGGAAGAGCUGCAGCAAAAAGUGUCCUACAAGGGUGACCCAAUCGUGCAGCACCGGCCCAUGCUGGAGGAGCGCAUCGUGGAGCUCUUCAGGAACCUGAUGAAAAGUGCUUUUGUGGUGGAGAGGCAGCCCUGCAUGCCCAUGCACCCUGACAGGCCCCUGGUCAUCAAGACAGGUGUGCAGUUCACCACCAAAGUCAGGUUGUUGGUCAAGUUCCCAGAGCUGAACUAUCAGCUGAAAAUCAAAGUCUGCAUUGACAAGGACUCUGGGGACGUUGCAGCACUUCGUGGGUCCCGCAAGUUUAACAUCCUGGGGACCAACACCAAGGUGAUGAACAUGGAAGAGUCAAACAAUGGCAGCCUCUCAGCAGAGUUCAAGCACCUGACCCUGAGGGAGCAGCGCUGUGGCAAUGGAGGCAGAGCCAACUGUGAUGCCUCGCUGAUAGUCACUGAGGAGCUGCACCUCAUCACCUUUGAGACAGAGGUGUAUCACCAGGGGCUGAAGAUCGACCUGGAGACCCACUCGCUGCCUGUGGUGGUCAUCUCCAACAUCUGCCAGAUGCCCAAUGCCUGGGCAUCCAUCCUGUGGUACAACAUGCUGACCAACAACCCCAAGAACGUGAACUUCUUCACCAAGCCCCCCAUUGGCACCUGGGACCAGGUGGCAGAGGUGCUGAGCUGGCAGUUCUCCUCCACCACCAAGCGCGGGCUCAGCAUCGAGCAGCUCACCACGCUGGCAGAGAAGCUGCUGGGACCAGGUGUGAAUUACUCUGGCUGUCAGAUCACCUGGGCCAAGUUCUGCAAGGAGAACAUGGCUGGCAAAGGCUUCUCUUUCUGGGUCUGGCUGGACAACAUCAUUGACUUGGUCAAGAAGUACAUCCUGGCACUGUGGAAUGAAGGGUACAUCAUGGGCUUCAUCAGCAAGGAGCGGGAGCGAGCCAUCCUGAGCACCAAGCCCCCAGGGACCUUCCUGCUGCGCUUCAGUGAGAGCAGCAAGGAGGGUGGCAUCACCUUCACCUGGGUGGAGAAGGACAUCAGUGGAAAGACACAGAUCCAGUCGGUGGAGCCUUACACCAAGCAGCAGCUGAACAACAUGUCCUUUGCUGAGAUCAUCAUGGGCUACAAGAUCAUGGAUGCCACCAACAUCCUGGUGUCCCCUCUGGUGUACCUGUACCCAGACAUCCCCAAGGAGGAGGCAUUUGGGAAGUACUGCCGCUCUGAGAGCCAGGAGCACUCGGAAGCCACGGACUCAGGUAGUGCUGCUCCAUACCUGAAGACCAAGUUCAUCUGUGUCACCCCCACCUCCUUCAGCAACACCAUCGACCUGCCCAUGUCCCCGCGCACGCUGGACUCGCUCAUGCAGUUCGGCACCGGCGGCGAGGGCGCGGAGAGCAACGCAGGGGGGCAGUUUGAGUCGCUGACCUUCGACAUGGAGCUGACCCCAGAGUGCGCGUCCUCGCCCAUGUGAGGGGCUGCGGCUCAGCCUUCCCACCUCCAGAGCCUCCCCUGGAUUUGUCCCGCUCGGCUGCAGCUGCUCCAGGAACUGCUGGGGUCCCUGCGUGGGUCAGGUCCUCACCUAACCCAGCCCCUCUCUGGGGUGGUGCAGCUCACCUCUGGGGGAGGGGGAUGAACCUUUUUCUAUUUCCUUCCAUAACAGUUUUCUAUUAUUUUUGCUCAUUCAAGUGCCUAUUUGCCUCCGAUUGCAGCCACAGUUCCUACAAACGCUUCCACAGCCCCGGUCCCGCUGCUGGAAGCUGCUGCCCUGACUGUGCCCACUCACAAAUCUGGAAUUGCAGAGGGGCUUGGCCAUUGGCAGGGUCUGCCCUGCUGCUCCCAGCACCUCCUAGAGCUGGCAGGGUGCUGGGGUGAGUCCCCUCUCUGCACCCACCUGGUUUUGGCCAGGAUGACCAGGACAGGGCUCAGAGCUGCAGGUGGAUGUAUCCAGGUGCUCCCACCCUGGACUCAGCAGGCACUGCCCCUGCUGGACUCAGCCUGGGUUUGCUGGGAGCCCAGAGGUUCAGGAGCUGCUUGUGCUUGUCCCCAGCUUCCUGCUUUGGACACAGGGAUCUGGCCAGUGCCAGCAGCCCAGGCUCCUUUUGGGAUGGCUGGUGUCCCUGGGGUAGGGCAGUGCUGCUACCCAGUGAUGGCACCUGUGUGUGACCAGCAUCUGCAGCUGUGGCCCAUUCUGGGACCUGGAUAAAGCCCCAGGGGCUGUCCUGGCUUCCCUGUGGCCAGGCUGGUGCUGGGAGCACAGUCUUGCAUCCAGCCCUGUGCUGAGUUAGACCAGUUGGACCCUGGGGAAUUGGGGGAGCCAGCAUGGCUGACAGUGGGACACCUGGCCUGUCCCUUUCUCUCUGGGUGUGAGGGGCCAGGCAUGGGGUCUGCAGCUUCUUGGGGGCUUCAUGUGGCAUUUCUGUUGGAGGUUGGCCCUCACAGUUAAGGUGGGAAGGGUCAAGAGUUGAAGGGAGCAGGUGGAUGUGAGGAGAGGAACCUGCUGUGGGGCAGUGCAGGACAGUGACAGGGGUGUUGUGAAGGGCAAUGUCCUGACUUUUGGGGGGUUGGUCCUGCAUUUAACAGAACUGGGGGAGCCUCCCUGCCCUUUCCAUGCAGUGGGAAGGCAGACACAGAUGAGCAGUGGAGGGGUGGGGGAGGCAGUGGCAGAGCUGCUCCCUCCGAGUUGCAUCACAGCUGGUGGCAGGGAACCAGAGGGCAGGGGGAGGAUCCCCGUGGUGGUGGGGUCUGGGCAAGCCCCUCCAGGCUGUGUGGGAGCACGAAGGGGGUUUGUGGCUGGCCCUGGGGCUGCUCAAGGGCAAUGAGGGCCCUUUGCCCCGCUGCUCGCUCACCGCAGUCCCCGGCAGCAUUCGAUACUGUAAAAAAACUUUAUUUUUUUGUAUAUUUUAUUGCUGUAUCUACAGGCUUGAACUUUCUCCGAAAUAAAGGCCCUGAAGCGA
Molecule: messenger RNA, 3901 nt
Organism: Melospiza georgiana
Lineage: Eukaryota; Metazoa; Chordata; Aves; Passeriformes; Passerellidae
Gene: STAT3
Product: signal transducer and activator of transcription 3
Exons: 24
Coding region: 103-2418 (771 amino acids)
Biological process (GO): defense response; cell surface receptor signaling pathway via JAK-STAT; regulation of transcription by RNA polymerase II
Molecular function (GO): RNA polymerase II cis-regulatory region sequence-specific DNA binding; DNA-binding transcription factor activity, RNA polymerase II-specific
Source: RefSeq, a predicted model, not a curated record